AUGUCCUGGUACUGGUACUGCUGCCACUACGGUGACGAUGCAUUUUCUGUACCCUCGAAACUGACACCUUACGCUCUGGAGCCACAACCACAAUAUCCGCCCCAGUCCAGCCCAUGCAACUACUCGCAGACGAACGCACCACACCGCCAACCAGCACCCCUCAAAUCGGCACCGCUGUACGAAGAUUCGUCGAGCCGGCGCGUAUACGGCUGGACCUGCUGUAACUGCGGUGGAGAUGAUAGCUGGAGUGUUGACCAUCACCCCACUACAUCGUCAUCAUUCACGGACAUUGGAGCAGGCGCACUCAACCCACCACCUCACUCGCGCGUCUCAUGCUCUUCUUUGGCCAGUCUCAGCAUGCUAAAUCUAUCAAACAUCGCAUUUGCACAGCAGAAUGGUACUUGUUAUAUCCGCAUCACGCCAUCAUCAGGCUACGUCCGAUCAAGCUUUCAUUCGCUUCAGCCCGUUGCAGAUAAUCUAAGACAGCAACGCCACCCACGAGGCCCGCUGACCGUGUCUGCAUCUCCAACCUUGCCAAUAUCAGGUACAUAUUCUCUUAGCGUUGAAUCCCCCCUCCCUCAACGUGCUGGUACAUGCAGCAUAGCUGGAGCAAAAGGGGGGCAGUGGACCGCGUCUGUGCUCGUUGUCGAGGUGAGGGUGGUGGCUUGCGUCAUGGUGGAGGGCUGCGAGGUGUGGGAGCCUGGGAGGACGUUGCUUGGCAGAAGAUCUCUCCUAGCCAUUGAGGCUGCUAUCUCAUCACGAGAUACCCUCUUUGAGCGCUGGUGUGCACUGCAGCAAACUGAAAUUAUGAAGCGUCAUUUCACCGCGGUUGCCAUGACUGCUCAUCUGCUCGUUACUAGCGGAGGCAAGAGCCCUUGCCGGGCAGUGCAAUCUCCUAGCAAUGACUCUGCAAGGACGAAGGGCUCUUUGGACAGCAAGCUACUGGUUCAAGUCGGCCUCAUCGUCACACUCCUGGGCAGCAACCUGUCUUCCGUUGGAUCUGUUGCAAAUGUCAGACGAGCAACAGAUGCGGCGUUGACGAUGGAUGUGCAAACUCCUGCGGACAUUGGCAGGAUACAUGCUGUGUAG
Plenodomus lingam JN3 is the source of this 1089-nucleotide messenger RNA. Lineage: Eukaryota; Fungi; Ascomycota; Dothideomycetes; Pleosporales; Leptosphaeriaceae. The record is from RefSeq and is a predicted model, not a curated record.